Adineta steineri is the source of this 3306-nucleotide messenger RNA. NCBI's taxonomy places the organism in Eukaryota, Metazoa, Rotifera, Eurotatoria, Adinetida, Adinetidae. The record is from the annotation of a GenBank genome assembly.
AUGAAUGGUGAUAUCGAUGAAACAAAUAAUAGUAGUAUUUGUUCAUCAUCAAAUAAUGCUAUUACAACAUCCUCAAGUGCUCUUCGAAAACAACAACAAAUCAAUCGACGUCGAGCGUUUUUUCAUGAUGAUGUUCUUAUAUCAAAUAACAAAACAAAUACAAUCAUUGAGAAUAAAAUCGAACAAAAUAUAUUACCAAUUACAAAUACGAAUGAAGAAAAUUCAACAAUUAAAACAUUUAAAAGAAAAGUUGUAUCAUUUAGUACUAUGCCAUCGGAGAAAAAAGUUGCUGAUGUUAAUGAUUGUCUUCGUUAUAUGCAAGAAGGAAGUGAUCUUCUUAAAGUUCGUUCAUAUGCUCGACAAUUUCGUCGUUUAUAUAAAUUAAAUGAAAAUCUAACUGCAAUAAGUUGGCAUCCAACAGUAAAAAAACCAUCAAAAGCAACUAUUACAAUAGAUUCAAUUAAAGAAGUGCGUAUAGGAAAAACAACUGAACGUCUACGUGAAUAUACACAACAAUAUCAAAAUGAAUCACUUUUUUCUAUUAUUUAUAUUAAUGAAAAUAAUGAUUAUGCAUCAGUAGAUCUUGUUGCAAGUAGUGCUGAUGAAGCAGAUAUAUGGGUUACAGGUUUAUCAUGUCUUAUUGCUGGACAUGGAAGUCCAUUAACAUCAGCAGAUCUCGAAGAUCGCCAGCAGAUGCGUAAUCGUUGGUUACGCGAUGUAUUUGCUGUUGGUUUAACAUCUUCAGCAAGCGGUGAACAAAUGAGUCAUAAUGAAUUUCCAAUACUAAGUGCAAAAGAUUCUAUUGAUGAAGAUGAAGCUGUACGAUUACUUAGCGAUUAUGGAAUAUCUGAAGAUAAUGCUAAAAUUCGAUUACAAGAAAUUCAAACACGAAAAUCUGAAGAUGUACGUGGAUUUUUUUCUACGGACGAACUUAUUAAUGUUUUUAAAAAACUUUCAACUCGGCCUGAAAUUUAUCAUCUUUUAGUCAGAUAUUCUCAAAAUCAAGAUUUUCUUUCAAUACAAGAUCUUACGUUAUUUCUUGAAGCUGAACAAGGAAUGUCAAAAAUUACAAGUGAAAAAUGUAAAAAAAUGAUUGAAGAAUUUGAACCAUCGACUGAAGCAAAACUUUUAGGACAUUUAGGUAUCGAUGGUUUUACAAAUUAUCUUCUAUCAUCCGAAUGUGAUAUAUUCAAUCCAAACAAUCGAUCAAUAUGUCAAGAUAUGGAUCAUCCGCUUAAUGAUUAUUUUAUAGCAUCAUCAUAUCAUACAUUUCUUUUGGCUGAUCAAUUGAAAGGUCCAUCAAGUGUUGAUGGAUUUAUUCAUGCUUUAAUGCGUGGUUGUCGUUGUUUGGAUCUUCAUUGUUUCGAUGGUCCAGAUGGUCAACCAUUAGUACAUAAUGGAACAUUAACAACUCGUAUUCCUUUACACGAAGUACUUGAAGUUAUUAAUACCUAUGCAUUUGAUAAGACAAAUUAUCCGUUAAUCUUAUGUAUGGAAUUACAAUGUUGUAUUAGUCAACAAGAACGUGUAGCUCAAUUAUUUAUUGAAACAUUUGGUGAAAAAUUAUUUCUUCAUAAUGUUAUGAUAUCAACUGAUAAGAAUAUGACUUCCAAGAAUGGCCAAACUCUUCCAUCACCAAAUGAUUUACGUGGAAAAAUUAUUAUUAAAAGUAAAAAAAUAUCUUCAAUUAUUUCGACUGAAUAUGGGGAAAUAACUGAUGAUGAAGAUUGUUAUGAAGAUUAUAAACGACGAUCAAAAAAAGAAUCAAUUAGUAAUAAUAAAAAAUAUCGAAAAUUAUCUCGUGCUUUUUCUGAUCUUGUUUGUUUACUUCGUUCGACACCAUUUGAAGAUUUUAGUAAUGCAUUUAAUGAACAACAAUCGGAUCAAGUAUGUACAUUUAGUGAAAAUGCAGGACUUCGUCUAGUAACAAGUGAUCCAGAUGAAUUUGUUAAUUAUAAUAAACAUUUUAUAUCACGUAUUACUCCUGGAUCAUGGCGUGUUGAUUCAUCAAAUCUUAAUCCACAAGAUUUUUGGAAUGUUGGUUGUCAAAUGGUGGCAAUGAAUUAUCAAACUGCUGGAAAAUUUAUGGAUGUUUAUUUUGGUCGUUUUCUAAGAAAUGGUGGUUGUGGUUAUGUAUUAAAACCACCUUAUUUACGACAUAAUAAUACAAUAACAACUAAUAGUAUAGCUUCAUCAUCAUUAUCGACUAAUAAAUUUACUCCUAAUUCUUAUUCAUCAAAUACACCACGAAUACUUCAUAUCAAAAUAAUCAGUGCAAUUCAUCUUCCACGACCAGAACAAGCUGAAUUAAAAGCGAAUUCAGUUGAUCCAUAUAUUGUUGUACAAGUAUUUGGUGCGCCAAGAGAUUGUGAUGAAACAAGAACUAAAACUAUUUAUCAUAAUUGUGAAAAUCCACAAUUUAAUGAAGCAUUUGAAUUUGAAAUAACUUUUCCAGAAUUAGCACUUAUACGAUUUGUUGUACUUGAUGAUGAUUCACUUGAUUAUGACUUUAUCGGACAAUAUACAUUACCAUUUGAAUGUAUUCAACCAGGCUAUCGACAUGUUCACUUGUAUACUAUCGGUGGUGAUCUCAUUGCAAAUGCUUAUCUAUUUGUUCAUAUUGUUAUUAAUAGUAAAUCAUUAGCUGUUAAACCUCGUCGAACAUUAUCUCGAUAUCGUCGUUCUAUAAUACGUCGUAAAUUACGUGUUGCAUCAUUUCGGCCAGUUUCCUAUAAACAAGUUGAUGAUCUUUUUAAAUCUGUUGUUGAACCAUUGGAAACCGCAUUUGAAUAUCGUCAUGCAGUUGAACAUAGUCUUUGUGAAUUAAAUGAAAGAUGUGGAUUACCUGAUAUAUCAAAUGUUAAACAAUGUGUUAGAAAAAUUGCUAGUCGAUUACAAAACGCAAAUCUUGUCGGUGCUGUUAUUAUUCGAAAUAAAUCUCUCCUGCCAAUGUUUGAAUAUUCUCCUACAUUACCUGAAUUAUCUCUUCAAAGUGUUGUAGCUUUAGAAGAAGUAGUUAAUCGAUGUAGAACUUUAAUAGAUAAUGGUUGUAUAAUACAUAAGAAAUUAUAUAGCGUACAAACCGAAUUAUGCGAAUUAAGUAAAGACAUUCCGAAAUUACUUGAAACCAAUGGUGUACGUGGCAAAAAAUUUACUAAAGCAAUUGAUAAUUUUUCACACAAUCUUGCUUUAUUACAUGGUCAAACAGAUUUAUUAAAUAAAGCUAAAGAAGAUGCAAAUGUUACUAUACGACAGAUUCUUGAAGCUGCUGAAACAACACAUAUGCUUAUACAAUCUAAUGAAUAA